This is a messenger RNA of Phyllostomus hastatus (greater spear-nosed bat), 1243 nucleotides long. It is a transcript of the gene RFC3, whose product is annotated as replication factor C subunit 3. Gene Ontology annotation, biological process: DNA repair; DNA-templated DNA replication. The coding region runs from base 75 to 1145 and encodes 356 amino acids. Gene Ontology annotation, molecular function: ATP hydrolysis activity; DNA binding; DNA clamp loader activity. The transcript is spliced from 9 exons. Lineage: Eukaryota; Metazoa; Chordata; Mammalia; Chiroptera; Phyllostomidae. The record is from RefSeq and is a predicted model, not a curated record. Gene Ontology annotation, cellular component: DNA replication factor C complex; nucleus.
AAGGGCCCCGGCGUCUGGGUGCAGGGAGGGCGCGCGCGGGACUUUCAAGCCGCGGACCGGGAUCGCCAGCUGCUAUGAGCCUCUGGGCGGACAAAUACCGGCCCUGCUCGCUGUCCCGGCUGGACUAUCACAAGGAGCAGGCGGCCCAGCUGCGCAACCUGGUGCAAUGCGGGGACUUCCCUCACCUGUUAGUGUACGGACCGUCAGGCGCCGGAAAGAAGACGAGGAUCAUGUGCCUCCUCCGCGAACUGUACGGCGUGGGGGUGGAGAAGCUGAGGAUCGAGCACCAGACCAUCACGACUCCAUCUAAAAAGAAAAUUGAAAUUAGCACUAUUGCAAGCAAUUACCACCUCGAAGUUAAUCCCAGCGACGCUGGGAACAGUGACCGGGUGGUCGUCCAGGAGAUGCUGAAGACGGUGGCCCAGUCCCAGCAGCUGGAGACAAGCUCCCAGAGGGACUUCAAAGUGGUCCUGCUGACGGAGGUGGACAAGCUCACCAAGGACGCGCAGCACGCCUUGCGCAGGACCAUGGAGAAGUACAUGGCCACCUGCCGGCUGAUCCUGUGCUGCAACUCCACGUCCAAGGUGAUCCCGCCCAUCCGCAGCCGGUGCCUGGCCGUGCGCGUGCCCGCGCCCAGCGUCGAGGACAUCUGCGACGUGCUGUCCGCCGUGUGCAAGAAGGAGGGCCUGAGCCUGCCCCCGCCGCUGGCCCGCAGGCUGGCCGAGAAGUCCUGCCGGAACCUCAGGAAGGCCCUGCUCAUGUGCGAGGCCUGCCGCGUGCAGCAGUACCCCUUCACCGCAGACCAGGACAUCCCUGAGACAGACUGGGAGGUGUACCUGCGGGAGACCGCCAACGCCAUCGUGAGCCAGCAGACCCCGCAGAGGCUCCUGGAAGUUCGAGGAAGACUGUAUGAGCUUUUAACUCAUUGCAUCCCUCCCGAAAUAAUAAUGAAGGGCCUGCUCUCGGAGCUCCUGCACAACUGUGACGGCCAGCUGAAAGGGGAGGUGGCCCAGAUGGCGGCGUACUACGAGCACCGCCUGCAGCUGGGGAGCAAAGCCAUCUACCACCUGGAAGCGUUCGUGGCCAAGUUCAUGGCGCUUUACAAGAAGUUCAUGGAGGACGGCCUGGAAGGCAUGAUGUUCUGACACUCGGCCGUGACCCCUCCUGCCGUGUCUCCGUGUCCGCCGUUGCAGCCCGUGCUCACUCGCGGAGCCGCGGAGGAAAUAAACUCGACUCGACCUCA